This is a messenger RNA of Zophobas morio, 3187 nucleotides long. RefSeq lists its product as uncharacterized. The record is from RefSeq and is a predicted model, not a curated record. The transcript has 3 exons. Lineage: Eukaryota; Metazoa; Arthropoda; Insecta; Coleoptera; Tenebrionidae. Bases 433 to 1392 code for a protein of 319 amino acids. Gene Ontology annotation, molecular function: transcription regulator activity. Gene Ontology annotation, cellular component: nucleus.
CCGUAUUUUGCCUGCGCACUCUGUUAGACUGUGUAUCGCUCCGUGCACGAUAGUUCAUGCAUGUGAUAGUGUGUUCUUCAAGUGACAUGUUGCACUACGCAACAAUGACAUCCCCAAGCCCGAAUUAAUCAUGUGGUUUGAAUCUCAGAAAUAAUAUUACUAGAAGCGCAUAUCGCGGAAUGAUGCUUCCAAACAUUAAGUGGAAAAAUGUUGCCUAGACAUGACGAAGAGGUACUUUUGUUGAAGGGUGCAAACUGUUCACUCCUUAGGACCAACAAGAUGUACUUUAUCUGAUCAAAUCGGCAAGAUCAACAAAUUGUCUUAAGAUCUCUGUUAUGGAGCGACACAAUAUUUAAGACCCAAAUUAGCUGUCGAAGAAGAUUGCAAAAUCGAAAUAACCGAACCUGGAUAUAGAAGUGAAUUAAUUGUGCCAUGAUGGGUCUGCAGGCGACUACAGGGAAACGUAAGUUAGAAGCGGCGACAGCUCCUGGAGAUUCCUCCCCUCCAAAGACAGGUCGAUGGGAGGCCGACGAUUGCAUAGCACGCCUCCAAGCCGUGGCGGUGCCGAGCGACACCUGGAGGUCGCCGACGCCAUCGUUGGCGGCGACUCUGUUAUCCAGCAGCAGCGACGACUACGAAGAUGAGGACGAGUUCGACGACGAGCUCUCGGACGACGACCGAUGCGUCGCCGUACCGGAACCCGCGAGAUUCGCCCAGCCACCGUUCGGUCGGUACCAGUCCGACUACUGGCAGUACUACCAGCCCCCCCAGCAGCAGACCAUCCGCUGCGAGGAGAACGGAAAAUCGUACCUGGAACUCGGUGCUUCCCCGCCGCCCGUGCGGACGCGGUGCUGCGACGGACGGACGCGGUGGUGUCACGUGCCCUGCUACCGGCAGCGACGGCUGGCGGUGCUCAACCUGUCCAUGUGCAAGCUGGCGCGGUACCGGCAGUGCUCGGACCCCUCGCUGCGGCGCUCGGUGCUCAUCUGCAACACCCUGCGGCGUCUCGAACGGGAGAUGGAGGCGGAACCCCCCGAACCCAGCUACGCGCUGCCCGAGCUGUCGCCGCCCAGCCGCCCUUCGCCCGUGCCCGAGCCCGGCUACGAGCAGAGCCUGCGGGAGGUGGCGUGCCCGUCGGGGCGUGCCACUCCCUUCCCGUCCGCCGCCCCCGACACCGACUCGGGCCUCGGCGACGACGAGAUGGCGCGUCCGAUCAACUGGGGCUCCGUGCUCAGCCUAACUUCCCAAACGGAUCUAGAGUCUCUCAACAACAACGAGCUCUACGCGGAGCUGGGGCUGGCGAGUGAUCCCCCCGAGUGGAAGGAGCCGUCGACGUCGCGAACGGACAAUGAGUGGGACGGCUUCAUGCACGUCCUCGUCGGGGGUACGUAGCAGAAUGUUGGUGCUUCCGCUUUCCUCAGGUUGUGAUCACUUAGUUAAAGACAUCAGUGCAGUGCAGGAAUUGUGCAGCUAUUGUUGACUGUUUUUAUUUUUAUAUUCUAUUUAGCGUUCUUUACCUAGCGAUUGGACUGAGGUACUUAGGCAAGUCGGAAGUACUCUGCUUCCUACCAGACUUAUCGUAACGGAUUGAUCUCCAUCGCUCAAUUAACUUAACUAAGGCUCAAUACAUGAGUUUUAUUUGUUUAUUGAUAUUAUUUCGUGUUACUGACCCGUCGGGGCAUUCCUCUGUAUAUAAUUUUGUAAUAUAAUGUGCAUAAUGUACAUAAGAGAAGAUUUCUAACUAGGUCUAUAUUUGUAAAUAAUUCUAUGUUAUACAUAUAUUUUAAAUGAUGUGUGAAUUUAUUAAUUAAAUUGGCAAUAUGGUUCUACACGUAACAAAUAACUCCCAGGCUGAAGCCGCAGCGAACAAAAACACCUUCCUAACAUUUAUUCUAUUCAUUUUUGACUGAAUCGUGAAAGCGAUAACGACAAUUUCAUCAUCAACUGAUGGUUCAAAACUAUACUACCCGAUGUUCCUUUCUUCAAUUUUAAAGUUACCGUAGCACUUAGAAAUAUUUUUUUAUCUAAUAUGUAAUGUCAAAAACUGCAAAACCUAAGUUAUUCUGUCGAUGUUUCUAUAAAUGUAGAUUUGAAUGUUACAAAUUUCAACAGCUGGGAGGAUGAAUCUAGUCCGUCAUUGUCCAUUAUCUAGAAGAACAUAAAUGUGAGCCAGUAUUACUAUAUAUUAAAAAAAAGAACUUAAAAGCGAAAUGGUUAACUUAAAUACUUGUUCAAACCGUCCCAAAACUUCUUAGAUGAUGGCGACAAUGAGAUGUUUGUAGGUGUACACCAUGUUAUUUAGCUAGUUAAUUCUCUAUGAAGCUUCUUUUUCAUCAACCGUCGUUGCUGGAAAAGGAGCUGUCCAGUUUCUUGCCAUGACACUUCAUUUCAAUUUUUGUAUUUUUUAAAAGCUAUGUUCAAACUGUGCUCCUUUAACGUUAACCCGACUUAUUACAAAACACUGAACGUAUAUUUUUCUAAAUUAAAAAAAAAAAAACGUUCUCUGGUUAAGGGAAACAAUGACACAGGCAAAGCUGCUAACGCGAUCAAUAAUUUUAUUGGAGCACAGUCGUGAAUGAUACAAAUUUUAUGGUGAUAUUUAUUUAUAAAAACGAUGUGUUAACAUCAUUGAACUAAAAAGAAAAAUUAGUUUGUAACAAAUAACAAUACAAGGGCACAAUUAAAUACUGUUAUAUAUUUAAAGUAUUGAAAUAAGAAAUUGUUGUGGUACGAUAACUUAAGUUGUUGAAAUUGCAAUUUUAUUCCACCUCUGUAAAAUAGAAAAAUUGAACCAUGAGGCAAUCAAUAUUAUACAGUUUUAUGAAAAAUAGCUGUGUUUUUUAUUCUAAAAGAAAUUAUAUGUGCACAGAAAUUUAAAUAUUUUGAUAAGAUUGCAAUAAAAGAUUUUUUGAAACAUGUUGUUUCGAUGCUUGAAUUUUCAGGAUAAAUCGUGCCUAAUUUAAAGCCAAAUUUUUAUUUAUUACAUAUUAACACAACGACAAUUUAUUUAUUACUGUGCAUAAUUCUCCUGAAAAUUUAAGCCUAUAGUUUAAGUAAAGUACUUGUACUUCGUCCCACAUCGACGUGACGUCAAUAAUAAUUACGUACAACACUUGAUUGUGUGCAAGUAACAUGUGAUAUCAUGUAAUAUGUUAGUGUUAAAAAAAUAAAUCGGUAUAUAUACAUA